AUGGACUAUUUUUUGAACCAAAAAGCAUGGAUGACAGCUGAAGUGUUUUUGAAGUGGGUGCGGGCGCUAAAUCUCAAGAUGCAUGGACGCAGAAUACUUUUGCUGCUCGACAACGCUGCUGGUCAUGUUGACAUUGAACUGAACAAUGUGUACAUCCAUUUCCUACCAAAAAAUACUACGUCGCACCUGCAACCAAUGGACGCCGGCAUUACUCGAAACUUCAAGCUGAAGUACAAGAAAUUAUUUGUGCAGUGGGUGAUUGAGCAGACCGGUCCACAGAAGCGGUUAGAUUUGUUGACGGCAAUAAAAUUUGUCGUGGGCGCAUGGAACGCGGAUGCGGAUGCGACAAUUCGACACUUACUAGGAUUGUGUCAGGAAGCAUGA
This is a messenger RNA of Phytophthora sojae, 384 nucleotides long. RefSeq lists its product as hypothetical. Gene Ontology annotation, molecular function: DNA binding. The transcript has a single exon. NCBI's taxonomy places the organism in Eukaryota, Oomycota, Peronosporomycetes, Peronosporales, Peronosporaceae. Gene Ontology annotation, cellular component: nucleus. The coding region runs from base 1 to 384 and encodes 127 amino acids. The record is from RefSeq and is a predicted model, not a curated record.